AUGAUCUCUGCCACCGCCAUCGUCAAUGAACCCAUCGCCAUCGCCAUCGCCUCCCGCAACACUGCCCGCCAUCUACUCCUCAUCCACCCCUCUUCUCCCUGCCUGCUUGCCUCUUCGCCUGCGAGUCGCCGCCGCUUCCUUUACUGUGGCCGCCGCCGCCGUGUGGACGGCGACCCUCACCAUCCCUUGCUCUUUGCCCAGGAUAUGUUUCCCUCGAACCUCUGCGCGGUGGCACCGCUGCUUUUUCCAUUCCCCUUGCAACCACCACCCCCGUCGUCUACACCUCCAGCGACGCGCUUCUGCCACAACGCCUCUAAUCCUCUCGUUUAUGAGGAAGGACCCUUCAACACCGAACACACCAACAUUGGCUGUGCACCCUGGAGAAAACGGACCUCGCCGUGCUCUGUAUGCCUCAAACUAGAAACCCUGGACAGUCAGAUCGCCGAAACACGCGCAUUUCUGGAGCAUCUGGAAACCCACCGCGCUGCCUUGGAACCCAGCAUCAACAAUGCGCACGAUCCUUUCACGAGCUUACUUCCAACCGAAUUGGCGUCGCGGAUAUUUCGCUUCUGCAUGAACGAAGAAGAUUUGGAUUCAGAUCCUGGGCCUGAACCGUGGCCCCUUCACCGCGUCCCCUUCGUUCUUUCCGCGGUGACCAAGCGCUGGCAAGCCGUCGCAAGGCUGACUACCUCACUGUGGACCCACGUCUGUCUCCGCCUUGAUCCUAGUCAUACCUGGAGACUAAAGGAAGAGAUGCUGAAUGAAUGGCUUUCGCGCUCGUCCCCGCAUCCACUCACUGUCCAAUUAGAAAUUCUGUACUGCAAUUCCAAGGACCUUCGGUGGUGGGUCUUCUGUCGAUCCAUCAUCGUGACCCUCAGCAAACACUCCACGCGAUGGGGCGAUAUAUCGCUGAAGACUCCAGAUCAUCUCCUCCCUCUAUUCCGAGCGUACAGACCUGGUACGCCACACCUCCGCAGCCUCUCGAUUGCACGUGCAUUUCCCGACGAGGUUAGCGAUCCCGACAACGUGUUCGAUCUCAGAACUACCCUUCCAACUCCCCAAUCCAUUACUUUACUUGGGUGUCAACUCCGCAUUGCCCAUAUCGACUGGAACAAAGUCACUCAAGCCGAUAUCUCUGGCAUCACCGUGUACGAAUCUCUGAAGAUGGUGCGCUCCGCACCUGCAUUGCGCGAAUGCAUCCUGUACAACAUUGCAGAAGUAGGCAGUAUUCAUCGGCUCCACGGCGAAUACCUACUUCACACCGCUCUCACAACACUCGAUAUAAACAUCUCUAUCGAUCAAAUCUCUCUGUUCUUCGACCGCCUUACGACGCCGUCCUUGAAAAGUUUGCGUUUUGAAUGCUUUGGGCAAUCCCUGGACCCCGUGACGACCUUCCUCCAGCGUUCGUCGUGCCCACUCACCUCCCUCACUAUCUUACAUGGGGCGUGCAAGUUGAACCACAACCACGAGCUUAUUGAGGUUCUCGAAAUUGUUCCGACUCUCGAAACCCUGCACGUCUAUAAUGUCAAAACUUUCGACGAGUUCUUCGAGCUCCUGGAUCAACAGCAAUCUCGCAACAACAACGACGAUCAGCACACAUUCCUACCCUCACUUACUGACUUGUCUGUAAAUUGGCGGUAUGGGGCUCCGACGUUCUCGUGGUCUGCUGUUCACAAGGCCAUAGCCGCGAGGGUUUCUGCAGAACCGGGAAGGGAAGGACAAGGGAAGCCCAUGCGAAUAGAGCUGGAGCCGUACAUCAGUGAAGAUGAAGGUGGGUACUACAUUGAUGAAGAAAGCUUGGAAGGCUUCCAGCGCCUGAUCCACGAUGGCGUCGAAAUCACAAUACGCAAUAUGGCGGGGCACAUGGACGUCAUUGCGUAUUCGAAGAAGUACUACGCUGAUAGGAAGGCGUAG
Molecule: messenger RNA, 1914 nt
Organism: Cyclocybe aegerita
Lineage: Eukaryota; Fungi; Basidiomycota; Agaricomycetes; Agaricales; Hemipholiotaceae
Source: the annotation of a GenBank genome assembly